AUGGUUGGUAGAGUGGGAAAACAGUGUCGUAAGCGAUGGAAUAAUCAUCUGCGUUCUCAUAUCAAGAAGGAUGUUUUGACCGACGAUGAAGAGAGACAGUUAAUUCAAGCACAUGAAAGACUUGGAAAUCGAAGGCCAAAGAUAGCUAAGUACAUUCCUGGAAGAGCUGAAAAUUCAAUAAAGAAUCACUGGAAUGCUACAAAAAGGAGGCAGAUUUCAAGGAGAAAGAUAAAGAAAGUAAAAGGAGAUAGAAGACAGUCAACAUUAUUAGAAGAUUAUAUCAUAAAAAAGUAUUUCAGUAAUGGUUCCACCUCCACUAACUCAAAUUCCAGCAUCACCACCACUAUAGCAAAUCCUUCCAACGUCGGCACACCACUCCCAAUCGAUCAUUGUCAACCAAUGAAUCCAGCUGAAGGGACAUCUGAGAAUACUUAUAGCUUCAACAUUGAUGAAAAUUAUAAUCAUCCCACCAUUUUCUUCACUUCCCUAGAGAUUUUACAGACAACUAAUUCUCAACAGCCUGCUGUAGAAUAUGUGGAAAAUGACUUAUUCCAUUCUGCUCCAAACCCAAUGGGGAAUAAAUUUUUCCAUUCUGAAAUUCAAAUUAAAUCAUGGAAUUUAAUUCUAACUUUCAAAGCGUGGAGACUGAAGCUUCACAGAUUUAUCCUGAUGAGUUGUACUCUUCAUAUCAAUGGGAUGGAGACAAUGCUGGAAGCGUAA
Molecule: messenger RNA, 720 nt
Organism: Olea europaea var. sylvestris
Lineage: Eukaryota; Viridiplantae; Streptophyta; Magnoliopsida; Lamiales; Oleaceae
Product: transcription factor MYB64-like
Exons: 2
Coding region: 1-720 (239 amino acids)
Biological process (GO): regulation of DNA-templated transcription
Cellular component (GO): nucleus
Molecular function (GO): DNA-binding transcription factor activity, RNA polymerase II-specific; RNA polymerase II cis-regulatory region sequence-specific DNA binding
Source: RefSeq, a predicted model, not a curated record